AAAGAAUUCGCAGAGAGAAGAUCAACUCUCCAUCAACCAAUGACAUGGAGAACAGAAGGCGAUGCCGUUCCAACAGCCAAUCGGAUCAGAUCCGGAGAGGGCGGGGCAGGCCAAAGACAGUUGGGCUGAAGAAGCAGGAGGAGGAGAAAGCAGGCAGAGGGAUUGGCUUGGCCUCUGAGACCUGUUUGUAACCUGCCCACUUCUCCUGGAGACAGCUGCUGCUGCAGUUUCUCCAACUCUGCUCUACCUCCCUCCACAGAGGAAAGGCCCUGCCAUUAAAGGCUCAUCCGUCGGGAACACAUCCCAGUUUCCAUGGAACUCUCAACAGAUCUCAACCUCACAGGAUAAUCCUAUUGGAGACAUUUUCAACUGCCUGGCCUCUUUGUUCACCAAACGGCAUUGUACAUGUAUGAAUGUACAGAAACAUGCGUACAUCAUAUCCUGGUUAUUCAUACAAUGAGUGAAACCUAAAGAGUAAACACUGCUGGUAUUUGAAUAUGCAAAGCAGGGCUCUUAAUGAUGAGACUUUUUCUUCUUUGUUAGGAAAAGGGUUCUGUGUGCUGUAUUGACACCUCAGUCCUUGUGAGAAACUGUGGCCAUUCUGUGAACCAGAAAGAGACCGUGUUCAGCAUGCCCCUAUGGGAAAUACAUUACCCAGAGGGCCCGGCUUCCCCAUUCACCCUCUCCAUAAGGCACAGAGACCCUGGUAUGGAGAACCGUAGGUCCUAAUCUUGGGCAGAGAGAAAGUGAUGGGAACCUCCGUCUAUAGAACUCUCCUUCUACGCACUGGAGGUUUCAGCGUAUCUGACUACAUUCAAAAGUUCACGAAAACAAAAUCAGAAGAUAGCAGAGUAAAGCCUAAAGUCACUCUUUGCGACCAGGGAACUCAGGUCCAGGAAGAGGGCUUACAAAUCACCACAGGUGACCAGAAGGCGGUAGAGCUCCCUGUAAAGGAAGCGAAGGCCGCAGACCAUGGAGUGGAAGUCCCAACUCCUCCUGAGCCCGAUCCCUGCAGGUUAUCAGAAGCUCUCACAGAGGGCCCUGCAGUCGAGGAGGCCAUAUUCCCAUCUACCAAUAGUGAUUGGGGUAGUAAAGGCUCUCGCAAGCCAAAAGAGGUCACCUUAAAGAGCAGAGAGCCCACCAGAGUCCAGACCUUUGCCCCUGAUGUGGUCGUAGCUCAGGUGGAGGUCACCAUCGAAGUGCUCUCUGAGCUGAGGAGGACUCCUGAUGUGACCAGGAUUUCGGUGAGCAGUGAGUUAGACAGUCAGUACAUCAAAGUCAAGGAGACCGAGGUUCCAAAAGGUCCAGGGCCCACUGUAUCACAGCCACCUAUCUCCACCACUGAGGAGCAACCGCUGGAGCAAGCCCCUGAAAGUGUUUCUCUUCCUUCCAAGGAUGACCCUCUCCCUGAAGAGGACUUUACAAAGGCUGCAGUCAGUCCUCAGGAACCUGUUAUCAUUGUAACACCACCAACCCCGUGCAGCAGUGCGCUCACAAGCCCACUGGAUGUGGUCACCAAACCAGAGUCCGCAACGAUUGUCCCUCAGGUCCAGCCUGAGCCGGUGGUGGCCACAGAGCAGCACAAACCUGUUCCACCUCAACCAGAGUCUGAGACAGUGAAAUACUCUGCAAAACCAGUUAUCCCUCAGCCAACUCCCUCUUUAGUUGUUAAAAACCCCACAGCCGCUGCACAGGCGGCAGGCCUGAAUGCACAACUAUUGGUCAUAGAUGACUGCCCACCCUUGCCUGCUCCCUUUGAGCACCGCAUUGUGAGUGCCAAGCAAGUCCCGAUGGGCUCUUAUUACGCUGUAAAGCCUAACGCGGUUCUUGGAGGGGGACGUUUUGGACAGGUCCAUAAGUGCGCAGAACUGUCGUCAGGCCUAAUCCUCGCUGCGAAGUUGAUCAAAGUAAAGGGAAUGAGGGAGAGAGAUGAAGUGAAGAAUGAAAUAGGGGUGAUGAACCAACUUAACCAUGUGAACCUGAUUCAGCUUUAUGAUGCCUUUGAGUCACGGACAAAUCUUACGCUUAUUAUGGAGUAUGUGGACGGUGGCGAGUUGUUUGACCGGAUCGUUGACGAGAACUACCUGCUGACAGAGCUGGAUGCCAUCGUGUUUAUGAGACAGAUCUGUGAGGGGGUACAGUACCUCCAUCAGCAAUACAUUCUCCAUUUAGACCUCAAGCCAGAGAACAUUCUUUGUGUCAACUCCACAGGGAACCAGAUCAAGAUAAUAGACUUUGGUCUGGCCAGAAAGUAUAGACCCAGAGAGAAACUAAAGGUCAAUUUUGGCACUCCAGAAUUUCUGGCUCCUGAGGUGGUCAACUACGACUUUGUCUCAUUCCCAACGGACAUGUGGAGUGUAGGAGUCAUUACUUAUAUGCUUCUGAGUGGACUGUCUCCAUUCCUGGGGGACAACGAUGCAGAGACUAUGAACAACAUCCUUCACGCCAACUGGGAUUUUGAUUCAGAGGCAUUUGAGAAUGUCACAGAGGAAGCUAAGGACUUUGUUACCAGACUGCUGAUUCCAACUAAAUGCAGUCGACUCAGUGCAACUGGCUGCAUGAAGCAUGCCUGGCUGAACAAUCUGGAGGAUAAAGCCAAAUUGCACCAGGUUCGGCUCAAGUCCCAAGUCAAGCUCCAGCGCUACCUGGCCGCUCACAAACAGUGGAAGAAACACUUCUAUGUGGUUGCUGCAGCCAACAGGCUGAAGAGGUUUCGCCAGAAUCAUCCCAUAAACACUGUAUAGCAGUGAGAAGACUGUCAAAGACUGAGUAGUUGUACCUCCAUGGCAGGCAUUCCUGCCAUUUAUGCUAGUUGGACUGAGGCAACAGAACGUGAUCGGCAACAAUGUCUGGCAUUGGUAUGCAAAUUGCAAUGGACAUUGAAGUGUACUGUAGUAUUCUAAUCACUUUUUAUACUGUACAGUGCACAACUUUGUGCGGUCUUCCUGUUUAGUGCCCACUAAAUUACCUUGGGCUCAGUGCGCUUCAAGCAGGUAGCCUACUACUUACUUCGGUGUAAUUGUUUAUUUAAUGACAACUCUUACUGACAGGUUUGAACUGCAUUGCUGAAUGUACAUCAUGUUGAAAUCACAAAUCACAUUAUUCACAAGGCUUUCAUUUUUGGUUUAUUUAAUAUGGUAAGUGAAUCUUUACAAAUCACACA
Molecule: messenger RNA, 3163 nt
Organism: Oncorhynchus keta (chum salmon)
Lineage: Eukaryota; Metazoa; Chordata; Actinopteri; Salmoniformes; Salmonidae
Product: myosin light chain kinase 3-like
Exons: 15
Coding region: 750-2744 (664 amino acids)
Biological process (GO): protein phosphorylation; positive regulation of apoptotic process; intracellular signal transduction
Cellular component (GO): cytoplasm; nucleus
Molecular function (GO): protein serine/threonine kinase activity; ATP binding
Source: RefSeq, a predicted model, not a curated record